AUGUCUUCACUUCUAUCCUCCAACGGCAGAGAUGAUAGCACGGAAGUUUCGUCAACUAUCCAGUUUGAUUUCGACAGUAUCAAUCUCGUCGUCCCGCUAUCACAGCCUGGAAGCUCCCCGGAUCCUAUAAUGAGCCCUGCUGAAGACUACAAGCAAGUGGUGCAGAAAGAAGCAUUAGCGGCUUUGAUAUCUUCGGAGCGGCGAGAAUCGUCCCCGUCACCUGGACAUACAUCUUCUCAGAAGAGAGUCUGGCAAGCUUUGCAACAGUUCUCGAAUCAUCUAUACCAAAAAGACUGGUUUUGGGAGUUCCUAUCUUGCAUUGUCGUUGUCGUCAGCUUUGGUGUUAUCACAACCAUACUUGCGUGCUACCAGGAUCGGCCUCAAUCCGACUGGGCCCCGCAGCACUAUCGCGUCUCAAUCAACGCCGUGGUCGCCGUGCUUACCACAAUCGUAAAGGGAGCAUCAAUGGUGGUUGUGGCAGAGGCUAUCAGCCAGCUAAAAUGGCUCUGGUUCGAGAAGUCCCAUCAACUACAGGACUUCGACCGCUUCGACCGAGCCAGCAGGGGCCCUUGGGGUGCUAGCCGAUUGUUGUUUUGGUUUCAUGGACCAACACUAGCCCUUCUUGGAGCCCUGCUCACUGUGCUUGCAUUAGCUAUUGAUCCUUUUACACAAAACAUUAUCGACAUUCGCAGCUGUCAGACUCCCGUCACCAACCUUACCGCUACUAUCCAGACCGCAAAUGUGUACGACGCAUAUUUAGGGGAAAGACGGCUGGAGUUUAUGUCCAGCACCACUAGCGAUACUCUUUGGGAUGAUACAUGGUACUUACUGGCCAACUCAACACUCUCAACCCUGAAGUUGCCCAACUACCCGGGCACUUUCAGCAACUUUUCGAUGAUUGCAAAAGUGACUUCGGAGUGCUCCGCAGACGAGCCAUAUUCAUAUUAUUCGGUUCGGCGGUGCGCAACGCCCGACGAUAUCGAUGCCAAACGCGAGGAGACCUAUCUCAAACCAAUGGCAGUCGAGUGCAUCUUGUACUUCUGCUCUAGGACUUUCGAUGCACACAUGCGGAACGGCGCAGUACAAGAGGUAGAGAAGAACCGUACAGUCGCCUUGACGCCGUGGAUCGACACGUACCAGUAUUACACCAGCGAUCGCACUAUUACAGUUCCCAGGACCUUGAUCAUGGACCCCGAGUUAUGCCUGCUUAGCAAUGAUUCACUAGGCAAGGUAUCCACGAGUCCGCCGAGAUCAGGCAUGCAAUGCAAUAAUCGGAAGGAUAUGCCUCAAGUAGACUGGGGCGGGGGCAAGGAAACCUACUAUUGCUACAACAACGAGACCACUGAGCUGUGGUACAACUCCAGAUGUUUGUUCCAGGUCGGUCAGAAGUCUGUGAAUGCUGCUGCGAACUUUUUCUGGCACUUGUGGAACGGGACCGUCUCUGGUGGAUCGUUUGAGGGAACAAAGGCUGAGCCAGACUUACUAGAUGUCCUCUACGGCAGAGGAAACAGCUCCUUUGACGUUGUCGACUGGACAUUUCUCAGUAUAGCGAAUUCGAUGACGGCAGCAAUUCGGCAGACUGGAGGGUCACCGGCGGUGGAGCAGAAUUACACCCGUGUGUACGGUGUCGCCCGAGGCACAGUUCUCAUUGCCGAUACCUGUAUCGGCGUUCGCUGGGUCUGGAUAUCGCUUCCAGCAACUAUAGGAACACUCAGCAUUCUCUUCCUUCUUCUGACGGUCAUUCAAAGCUCACGAGAAGGCAAGCGGCCAGUAUGGAAGUCCACUUCUCUAGCAGUCCUGUACCAUGGUCUUGAUUCCGCUCUCAAUAAGGACUCGGCGACGUUACUCCAUACACGGGAGAUGGAAGAGCAUGCCCGGCGGGUGAAGGUGCGGUUGCAGGAGUCAGGAUAUAGCUUGUUACUAUGUAAUAUCUCGGAAGGCGUAGCGGAAGAGGCUUUAGAUUUAGAAGGUCACGGGAGUGUACAUUCAAGGACCUAA
Messenger RNA from Coniosporium apollinis CBS 100218, 1998 nucleotides. RefSeq lists its product as uncharacterized. Bases 1 to 1998 code for a protein of 665 amino acids. The transcript is spliced from 4 exons. The record is from RefSeq and is a predicted model, not a curated record. NCBI's taxonomy places the organism in Eukaryota, Fungi, Ascomycota, Dothideomycetes.